Amoebophrya sp. A25 is the source of this 4089-nucleotide messenger RNA. The record is from the annotation of a GenBank genome assembly. NCBI's taxonomy places the organism in Eukaryota, Dinophyceae, Syndiniales, Amoebophryaceae.
AACAGAGAUGCUAGCGAUGAGAUAUUUGAUUUUGUAACGCAGGAGUUGUUCUGGAUUAACUGAUUUUUGAUUCUUUCAUAUACUAUGCGGCCAUCUCCGAGAGCUUUCCUAACUUUUGAUGUCAGAUGGCCAUGACCGCGACACAGAUGGUAAUGCGGCUUACGAAUGCAUAUGAUCUUCAGGAUAAGCAUCUGCUUCAUGAUUUACUUUCCCUAUGCCCCAUGCCCAUGACCUGUUGACUUUUCACUUUCGCUUUCGACACGUGUUCUUCUUAUAAUUCCUUACUUGAUGCCUUAUUUAUGUAGCAGCAUAGACAGGCAUAAGCGUAGGUGGGUCUAUCAUGCAUCGCAUAAAGAGGACUAAUUCUUCAGACAAAUUUUUCUACAUGAUUCCUUCAUCGAUUGAGUACUAGAAUUUAGAAUCUUCACAGCUUCAACUUCAACAGGUAUGAGGAGUAGACAAACUGAAACUUCUGGAUCUGGAUCGAGCUUUGAAAAACCAGCACAGAGUAAGAAGCGUUUCUUUUCUACCGCAUAAAUUUCAAUAAUCGUUGUCGUAGUUUCUUAUUUGCAUCAAUGUACCAGAGACAAGGUAAGGAGCUGGGUCCCGACAGCAUGCGGUCCCUACCCGGGAUCUCACAAAGUGCUGCGUCGAUAAUUUCCGACAGAUCGGUCGUCCCUGUCAUUAGCAACGCGUCGUCUUCUUCAGCUUUAGCGGGGAUCGCGAACGACAUUGCAACACGGGCCGUCCAGGGAGGAGCACGCGGCGCAGGCUACGCGAGUGCGCAGUACAGCCUGAUGCAAGGUCGCAAUACGCCCAAUAACAUGCUGCAAAAUAGACUUCCGUCUGCCGGAUCAACGGCACAGUCUGCCUUUCUCGAUCUUGGAGGACAACUUGGAGGUCAUUUGAGCGCAAACCAAGCCCGCUUAUUCCCUGCGGGAGACGCAGAGCACGUAGACGUCAACGACCUGAUCGGCCGAUCGUAUGAGCUUCAAGUGGAUCUCAGAGAUGUGCGUCAAGUGGAUGACGCGAACGACGAUCCUGUGGAUGUGGGUGGUUUGGUAGGCGAAACCAGUAAGGAUACCACGGAACUGCCACUAGAAGAUGCCGGCUUUUUGCAACAAGGUGCGACAUCGCUUUUCUCUGGGCGUGGUUUAUUUGCUCCUACUGGAGGUAAAGGUCGAUAUAUUCAAGUAAACGGGAGUCCCACUAAACCACCGUCUGCGCUUUCCGCUUCCGCAACGUCAUCCGGCGAGAUCAUGAGGCCGCAAGCCCAAGGGCUCGAUCUGCAACAAGCACUGAAUGCCUUAGCAUUCCGAACCGGUGCAGAUUAUUAUCCUGACAGUGACCACACGGACGUAGAUCCCCUUACGGCUGCUGGUGAUCCUCUUUUGUUGACACCUGAAGACGGGGACGCUUUGAAACAGCGCUUAAUAACGGAGACUAUGGAACGAGCGCGUCACAUUGACGUUUUCGGGGACCGAAUGAACAAAAGUUUCCUGAAUCUUGAAGACGACCGAACCAUGCUUAGAGAGGUUGCGGCUGUGAAUGCACGCAUUCAGAAAAAUUUACAAGGUAAAAGGCGACUCAAAACGAAGGAUCCACUGCCAGGCAAGAAGAAAAGGGAAAGCCUCAUCGAUGCUGAAAGCAGCUAUAUCAAGCCACGGCACUAUGCGGGAACAGCGGAGGACGACGCGACUGAGAGUCGGGACGCUGCUGUGAACUCAUUGGCCUCUACAAAGAUGAGUGGAAGUAUGUCAUCGGGUAAACGAGUGUCUACAGGCUUUGGCAGCAACACGACCAGAACCGGCAAUACGAGAAAACCGACACCAGCAGAAGUUCUCAAGGCAAGAGAAGACAAGAAGAAGAACGGUCUCGGCGGUUCCUUUGUCGGAAAAAAUAAGAGAACAUCCGCGAUGGUCGCUGGCUCUCUCGCUGGAAACCCUGAGCAGGGAUUCCACUAUUUCAACAAAGCUAUCGAAGCAGAGCACCGCUUUAAGCAGUUCAUGCUACGACUGGAGCGCUACAAGGAAAUCCGUGAUCAGGAUCUCGAGAAAGCGCGGCUUAGAAGAGACAAGAAAUUGAAGUUGGAAAUAGCAGAGGCCGAAUUUUACAAAGCUAAGCUACUGGCUCAAGCGUGCGUACCACCGGAGUACCAUAGUAUGGAUAUCUAUGACAGGUAAAUCGCUCAUCUUCCCUCCAUUGAAAAUUUGAAAACUCGUCUACUUCUUACGUCUAUUCUUGGCUGUGAUGAAUAUCGCCUGUCCUUUCGGGUACAUGUUUUUCUCUUAUCGUUACUUAGCAGGGAAAGAGCAAUUAUAUGCUCAGACCACCGAUGACGAAGACACGUAUGAGUUAUCACUCCAUUAUUUUACCACGACUCAGAUGGUACAAGUUGCAUGCGCCGCGCAGAAAAGAGUGGCUUCUUCACGCACAACAGGAGGCAGCAAGGCAGCAGGAGGAGUGGCAUGCGAAGCAAAUGACUCCGGAGCACUUGAUUUCUGGCGAGCACAAGCUAAACCUGCAAAUCAGACUCGACAGUACUAUUUCUGACAAAUGAAUCAACAUAAUUUUCAUAUUAGUUAAGAUUUUAAUGGUAUUCGUAUUUACAACUCAUGAAAGAACCCGCAAUUUCUAGGUAUGUAUGUGUUCUGGAUAUUUUGUUUAGUCUCCAAGAUAGUCCGUGUAAGACUAUGUGAGACUCCUGCCAUGCCAUUUACAACUUAUUGGUGCUACUAACUGUUCGAGAAAAUGAUCGGUUCUGCAUUCGAACUUUCUUGCACAGCAACACCCUCUCAAUCAGAUUUUUGCCGUUAGAUAGGACGGGUACAGGUAUCGUGUCAUGUCAUUUAGAUGAAACGGACACUUUUGCUCCUUACUUGAAGAUGAUACUUUUUAUGUUCAACAUCGAAUCUAAUCCGUCUAUUUCUUCCUCCUGCUUAUUAUUUUAUACUCAAACCAAACAUAAUUCUCAGCUGAGGAUGCAGAGGAGCGUUGGGAGGAUUUCAUUAAAAGUCAGGAAGUCUGGAUGCAGCAGAAGCGUGAUGGAAUUAAGGAGGCCGAGGAGGCCCGUCGCGUCAAGGAGGACAAGGAAGCGAUGAAAUUCACUUUCAAGCCGACAACCAGAGCCAAUCGGGGAAGUCUUUUCGAAGCCGCCAUCAACGGUCAGUACUCAUGCGCCGACCCGGCUACCCGCAAGACCCGUUUCGGCGCAGCUGAUACCGCGCUCGUUCCAAAGGUGGAUGACCAGGAUCUAAUCGCUGACUACGCUGCCGAACACGCGAUUGCACUGAACUUCAAAAUACCACCGGCAGUAGCGACGAUCUCCGCACAGGACCCAUUCUUCAAGAAGAUCGGCUUCGCGAUCAAAAACUACGCUCGGGCAGUUCCGAAACUGGAUGAAAUUGAUGAGGAUCAGUAACGAAACACAAGAGACAACAAUAAGGUCAGGAGCUGCAACAGCAAGAUUUUAUUCAAGAUCAUUCUAGCACGAAUGGUUUAGCAGCCUAUCAGGUUAGAGUCAACACAACCUUGCUACUCACAGACUCAAACACGGUGGGGUGUUAUUUUCAUAUCAUCCUAGAUUAAGGCUCAACUUUCAGUGGUCAUUGGGGUUGGUCACUGAGAUCGAAGAGGCGACCCCUUGAGAGAACAGGCGAAAGCGAAGGGAAAAGGGAGAGCUAGAGCUUUGAAGGGGGUCGCUUCCGCUCAGAGUCAGUGGCCAAUGAGUGCUGGCUUUAACCAGAUGAAGGAGCUAGCCCUUGCGCUUCUCUGGUAAUGACUUAACUUCAAACCAAUUUCUUUCUAAAAAAUCUAAACGCCUCAUGAUGAUAAAGAUUUCCACAGAUAAAGACAUCGUUACAAUAUUCAAACGUCGCAACUGCAACAAGAACAACCGUAUGCAUGAGUCAGAGAUUCCGGCUCAGAAAAUAAUUCAGGUGUCGUAACUCUUAAUCUUAUGUUAGUGGAAUGGUGUACAAAAAUUUGGGAUCAUAAGACGGUCAAUCGCCUGCGAUGCGCCCUAGGACAUGCAUCCGUGUAGAUACGAAACUGUUUUUACCUGAACAUGUGCAUGUGGAUGUUGUGGAU